Molecule: messenger RNA, 460 nt
Organism: Amphimedon queenslandica
Lineage: Eukaryota; Metazoa; Porifera; Demospongiae; Haplosclerida; Niphatidae
Product: major myo-inositol transporter IolT-like
Exons: 4
Biological process (GO): transmembrane transport
Cellular component (GO): membrane
Molecular function (GO): transmembrane transporter activity
Source: RefSeq, a predicted model, not a curated record
GCCAGUUGUUUGGGUGGUAACUAGUGAAGUAUUCCCUCUCUCUGUUAGAGGUGUUGCUGUUUCAGUCACUACUUCUGGUAACUGGAUUGGGAACUUUGUGGUUGCUAUGGUAACCCCAUUACUUCUCGGUUCUGUACUAAAGACGGCCGGUACAUUCUACAUACUGGCAGGGUUUCUCUUUGCCUCAUUUUUAUUUGUGUUGCUAACACUUCCUGAAACAAAAGGAGAGAGUUUAGAGAGAAUUGAUGAAUUGUUUCUGAGGCCAUGGCUACAGAGGAUUAACCUAUUCUACUACUUGAGGUGUUGUUGUCCGUGGUCUAAUGCUUGUAGGGUAAGGACUGUACAAGAAGAGGACACUGUAGCCAUUGUUGGUAUAAAGAAUGAGAACAAAGAUGAUACGAGUGAUGAGGCUGAAGAUGAUGAAAAUGAGUCACUGAUAAAAGAUACCAGAUGUUCUUGA